This is a messenger RNA of Vanrija pseudolonga, 1215 nucleotides long. Its product is annotated as Zinc-type alcohol dehydrogenase-like protein. Gene Ontology annotation, molecular function: oxidoreductase activity. NCBI's taxonomy places the organism in Eukaryota, Fungi, Basidiomycota, Tremellomycetes, Trichosporonales, Trichosporonaceae. The record is from RefSeq and is a predicted model, not a curated record. The transcript has 4 exons. The coding region runs from base 52 to 1128 and encodes 358 amino acids.
CCAUCUCAUCCACUCGUUGCAUCCAUCCACCUCUCCCACAUCACCUCAAACAUGUCCGUCCCCACCACACAGCGCGAGUGGCGUAUAGAAAAGUUUGGCGGGCCCCAGAGCCUCAAGCUCGGCGACGGCCCAGUCCCAGCCAUUGGGGACACCGAGGUGCUGGUAAAGCUCCACGCCCUCUCGCUCAACUCGCGCGACCUGGCCGUCGCGACGGGCAAGUACAUCUUCGGCGCCAAGGAGGGCAUCGUGCCCCUCUCCGACGGCGCGGGCGAGGUCGCUGCUGUCGGCGCCAAAGUGCGCAAGUGGAAGAUCGGCGACCGCGUCGCGCCGCAGUUCGUCACCGGCUUCAUCUCGGGCGCGAUUGGGCCGUCCGACUUCUCCGGCUCGCUGGGCGGCGCGAACGACGGCCUCGCGCGGCAGUACGCCGCCGUCGCCGAGGAGGACCUCGUGCGGAUCCCCGAGGGCUGGAGCUACGAGGAGGCCGCGACCCUCCCCUGUGCGGCUGUGACGGCUUGGAACGCGCUCUUCGGCUUGGACGGACGCAAGGUCGGCCCCGGGCAGUGGGUGCUCACCCAGGGAACGGGCGGCGUGAGCGUCUUCGCUCUGCAGCUCGCCAAGAUUGCCGGCGCGCGUGUCGUCGCGACGACAUCGUCUGAAGCCAAGGCUGCGCGCCUGCGCGAGCUCGGCGCCGACGUCGUGAUCAACUAUGCCGAGAACCCCGCGUGGGGUGCGGCCGCGCGUGAGGCGACCGGUGGACGGGGGUUCGACCACAUUGUCGAGGUCGGCGGCACGGGCACGCUCGCGCAGAGCUACAAGGCCAUCAAGCCCGAGGGUGUCAUCUCUGUCAUCGGGCUCGUGGCGCGCAAGGAGCGCGGCAAGCCCGACGACACGCCCAACCUGCUCGCGACGCUCAUGAACUCGAGCAUCGUGCGCGGCAUCCAGGUCGGCUCGCGCGCGCAGCUCGAGCAGGUCGUCGCCGCGUUCGAGGGCGCCAAGGUCCACCCCGUCGUCGACGGCGGCAAGGCGUGGCGCUUCGACCAGCUCCCCGAGGCGUACGAGCACCUCAAGGGCUCGAAACACUUUGGCAAGGUCGUCGUGGCUGUCGACCACCUGUCCAGCAGGCUUUAGAGGCGGCGGCGGCGGCGUGAUGUCGGGGCUUGCUGUGUGUGUAGCCUAUGUAUACCUUUCAUGACCUAGGCCGAUGGUGUAGACUGG